AUGGCCGAAUCGAUCGAUCUCACAGCGCCUAACGGCACGUCGUGGAAGCAGCCUACAGGGCUCUUCAUCAACAACGAAUUCGUCCCCGCCAAAUCCGGUGAUACCCUCGAGACCGUCAACCCCUUCGACGAGUCCGUCAUAGCCAAGGUCGCCUCCGCCGGCCACGAGGACGUCGAUGCAGCCGUCUCGGCAGCCCGCGCAGCCUUCAAGUCCGCGGCAUGGAAGGGCCUAAGCACACAGGAGCGCGGCGCCUUGCUCUGGAAGCUAGGCGAGCUCUGCGACAGGGACAAGCACAUCCUCGCGACGAUCGAUGCCUGGGACAAUGGCAAGCCUUACGGGGUAGCACUUGAGGAGGAUCUGGCCGAGACCAUUUCCGUCUUCAAGUACUAUGGCGGUUGGUCCGAUAAGAUUUAUGGGCAGACGAUCGAGACGAGCGAUGCGAAGUUUGCUUACACGAGGCAUGAGCCGAUAGGUGUCUGUGGCCAAAUCAUACCGUGGAACUAUCCUGUCAUGAUGGCUGCUUGGAAAAUAGGACCGGCUCUGGCCUGCGGAAACACAGUAGUCCUGAAGGCCGCUGAGCAAACGCCGCUGUCGGUGCUGUAUCUGGCAACCCUUAUUAAGGAGGCCGGAUUCCCACCAGGUGUUGUCAACAUUAUCAAUGGCACCGGCAAGGAGGCUGGGGCUGUUCUUGCGCUUCACCUCGACGUGGACAAGAUCGCAUUCACCGGCAGCACUGGGACGGGUCGCGCCAUCAUGAGGUCAGCUGCGAUCAACCUCAAGAACAUCACACUGGAAACCGGCGGAAAGAGCCCCUUGAUCGUCUUCGAGGAUGCAGACCUAGAUCAGGCUGUCAAGUGGUCACACGUCGGUAUCAUGAGCAACAUGGGCCAGGUCUGCACCUCCACAUCGCGCAUAUAUGUUCAAGACAGCAUAUACGACAAGUUCCUGGAGCAAUUCAAGGAGUAUACGAUCCAGAACACGACGUCCGGCAGCCAGUUCGACGACAAGGUCACCCACGGGCCCCAGAUCUCCAAGGCGCAGCAGGAGAAGAUCCAGAGCUACAUCGCGACGGCCAAGUCGGAGGGCGGCAGGCUGCUGCUCGGCGGCAACAGCCACUCUGGCAAGGGCUACUUUGUCGAGCCGACCAUCUUCGCCGACAUGAAGAAUGACAUGAAGGCUUCGCGGGAGGAGGUCUUCGGGCCCUUCGUCGUCAUCCAAUCUUUUAGCUCCGAGGACGACGCGGUCGAGAAGGCCAACGAUUCCGAGUAUGGGCUGGGCGCCGCUGUCUUCACGCGCGAUAUUGUACGCGGCCACAAGGUCGCCGCGGCUGUUGAGGCCGGUAUGGUCUGGAUCAAUAGCUCGCAGGACUCGCACUUCGGUAUUCCUUUUGGUGGCUACAAGCAGAGUGGCAUUGGUAGGGAAUUGGGACAGUACGCGCUGUCGUCAUACACGCAGGUGAAGGCAGUUCACGUGAACCUCGGAACGUGGCUAUAG
This is a messenger RNA of Anthostomella pinea, 1494 nucleotides long. Lineage: Eukaryota; Fungi; Ascomycota; Sordariomycetes; Xylariales; Xylariaceae. The record is from the annotation of a GenBank genome assembly.